Molecule: messenger RNA, 3153 nt
Organism: Ostrinia furnacalis (Asian corn borer)
Lineage: Eukaryota; Metazoa; Arthropoda; Insecta; Lepidoptera; Crambidae
Product: probable Rho GTPase-activating protein CG5521
Exons: 19
Biological process (GO): positive regulation of GTPase activity
Cellular component (GO): cytoplasm; nucleus
Molecular function (GO): GTPase activator activity
Source: RefSeq, a predicted model, not a curated record
UCAACUUGAAAUUUUUGUGUAAAUGAAAUGUCAAAAUGGGAGUGAAAACUCAGGAAAACAAUGUGAAAUUAUCGUUUUUUAUUGUGUGAAAAUGAAAAAGAUGUGUGUUAUAACCAUAUAAUACUAAUAUCGACAUGUUUACCAAGAAAUCUCACCAAGAUGUUAAAAAAUCAACGGUUAAAAUACAAGAUUCUAAAAAGGAUUCUGCGACUCGUCUAAAACAUCUAAAAAUCGUCCUAGAGCAUUUUGACGCAGAUGAAGCCAAAACAUAUUUCGAGAACAACUUUAGCCAUGUUUACUUCAUAUUGUAUGACAACUUUAUUCAAGCAGAAAACAACCUGCGCCAAAGAGAACUACCCUUCCAUCUUGUGCACAAGGCUGGCAGAGAAGAGUUAGAGGGAGCUUUAUCCCUACUAGAAAAAGUAUUAUGUCUUCUGCCGGAGUUGAUCGGGAAACGAUGGCAGUUGCAUUCGCUGACGAGAAUAUUUUCAAAACUCCUCCAUAGUUGGAAUUCACAAAAAUUAAGAGCAGAGGCUAUAAGAUAUUUCCUGUUAUGGUAUCAAGCACUAGGAGACAAUGCGCCUAUCGAAGUACAUCGGAUGUUUGCUUCCCUCGUUCCGGGGUUACCUGAGCCGUGCAUACAGCCGUCAGGGUCCCCGCUUAAAGCCAAGCCCUUUGACGUGGCCGCAAAUGUUUCACACGAGUCAGGCGACUUCAGUAUGGAAGACAUAUUGCAACACCCAAAUUUUAGCUCAGCAGCGGACAAUGCGAAAAAGGUCGUCGUAGAACAAACAUCCACUGGCAUAAUCGGCAAGAUCGCAAACGUCUCGGCGUCAAUAUUCCACGACACAAAUGCGCUUAACCCCGUACAAACGGUUGAGAUCCAACCUUUACUGCCCGCGAGUACUAACGAGAGAGCAGUCGACAAUGAAACCAAAUAUUUCUUCGAGAUCCUCCUCGAUGGCAUGGCGACGUCGAUCACUAAAAUCCAAUGGAGGGAUCGCUCUCACACCAAGGCCAUGAGAUGUUUCGCGUUUCUGCUGGAAAAGUUCAAGUUAUAUUACUUGCCCGUAAUUUGUCCUCAGUUCAAUCACAAAAAUUCUCUUUACAAACCCAAUCUUGAACUGCCAGUGCAGCACAACAUCUUAGAAGACGACUUCGUGAUCUGCCGCGUGACGCUCAUUAAAUGGAUUGCUAGCUACGCGCAUUUCAUGAAGAAGCAGGGCAGCGAUGGCGGCCAGCCGUCCUCCAUGACCAGUACGGGCUCGCACGCGCCGCACUCGGGCACGCCGACACCGGCCGCGUCACUGCAUCAUGAGGAGGAGACCUCUUUCACUGUGGGACACCCGUCGGAUUCUAGCAGGGCCUCGUCGCAUGACUCAGCUUCUAACACGCCGCAUCCCAGUUUAGAGUCAGCAGCGUCAGGCAUGUACGAAGAACUGAGCUCAGAGCUGGUGGUGCGCGACGUGCUGUGCGGCGCGUCGCGCGAGCACGUGGACUUCACCAUCGAGGUGCUGCGCCAGGCCUUCCUGCUGCCCUUCGCGCACGCCGCCGCCGUCCGGCGCGUCAUCGCGCUCUACAAGGACUGGAUACAGAUGAACGUGGCAGAAAUCCCGCCGUUCCUCAUGGAGACUACAUACGAGCAGCCGGCGGGCGAGCCGCUAGCGCCGCCGCGGCGCCUGCGCAACGACUCCUACCUGGGCGCCGUGGGCCGCGACAACGUCAUGGUGCGAGCCGGCCUGCAGAACGUUCUGCAAGUGUUCAUGACGCAAGCGGCGAACGUGUUCCUGGCGGCGCCGUCGCCGGUGGCGCCGCCGGGCGCGCUGAGCCAGCAGCAGCUGCUGGACGAGCAGACCGACACCUGCAAGCGCGUGCUCAACAUCUACCGCUACAUGGUCAUGCAUGUUGCUAUGGACGCCAACUCAUGGGAACAACUGUUACUGGUUCUUCUGCAAAUAACAUCGCUUGUCUUAACGAAAGUACCACCAAAGCGGAAACAAGAAUCAUUAGGUGGGUUCCUCGCACCAGCGUUGUUCCAGACUCUGAUAGUGACGUGGAUCAAGGCGAACCUGAACGUGGCCGUCAAACCGGAGCUGUGGCAAAACUUCAUGGAGCUACUGUCCCGGCUCACCCACUGGGAAGACCUGAUCAAAGAGUGGGCGAAAACAAUGGAGACGCUCACGCGAGUAUUGGCGAGACACGUGUAUUCCCUCGACUUGUCCGAGACGAGUGCGGCAGACUCGCGGUCACGUGCGCGUCGUGCUACCCCCGCCCCGCAACCCGCGCCUCACCCCCGCCCGCCGAGAGGGCGAGCUAUUGCACCGGCUGAUGCCAGGACGCCGGGCAAGUCCCCUAAGGUGGGCCAUGAAUCGCAGCAACGCAAAGAGACGGGCAGCACGCGGCGACAGCUGGCUCGCGCGAGAAGCGACCCGCACCUUGGGAAACACGCUGCUGCGCUCUCCAACGAAGAAACCAAAGAACCUAACAAUAAGCCAAGAAGAUGGUACUCAUUGGACUCACUGAGGCAUUCGGUUCAAAAUGAGGAGCGUGAUUCAGCCAGUGGAUCUCGGUCUCCUUCGCCAGCGCCCUCUAGCGGAGUGGAAAGCAGUUCAAUCAAAGAUUCUCCAUUACAAAUUGAUUUGGCAUCCGAUGGUGGCAAUGUCGAAUGGUCGGAGAACGACUCAGGCAGCGGGGGCGGGUCGGGCUUCGCGGGUGUAGAACUCGCUCGCGGCGGCGGCGGCGGCGAAGGCGUCGGCGUGGUACUGGGCGGCACCGCGCGCGGCUGGCUGCCCGACGUCGCUGCUGUGCUAUGGCGCCGCAUGCUGGCCGCGCUGGGCGACCCCAACCAGCUGCGCGACCCGCAUGCGCACGCGCAUCUAUACAACUACCUCAUACAUCUCAACUCCACGCUGCUCAAGAUAAGCGCAAACCAAACCCUAAAUGGAAAUACGGAGAUCCAUGUGCCGUUUAAUCUCGUGGCGGGAUGGUGUCUAGAAGCCGAGGCCUUGCCGCCUUCGCACAGGGCCGGCAAACUUCUUGCACUACGGCUGCUGUGCGAGUCGACGCAAGCGCAGGGCCCGGGUGCGCCGUCCUCGUGCAACAACCGCCUACACCUUGCGCACCUCAACCUUUACCAGCGGGCACUGCACCAUG